UUGGAAUUUUGGUCUGCUGUCCAUUUGAGUCACCGAUCAGCGAGCGACAAUUCGCAACUCUCCAUACACAAAAAGCGUCGUUCACUUAGUAUGUCCAGAUAAGAGCACAACAAACGUAGUAGCUGCUUGUGGAUAUAUCAAUUGGCCAUGCGGUUUUUAGUCCAAUUUGCCGCUGUUUUUUUUGUAUUAUGUGGAUGGUAUCUGGUGAAUCCUCCUUUUGUGGACGCAGCGUGCCAAGGUUGCCAAUCAUGUGUUCCGAAAUGUAUUGGAGAGAAGGGUGAAAGGGGAGAGAGAGGAAGGGCAGGAUUAACUGGCCCACCUGGUCUGCCGGGUUUUCAAGGACCAGAAGGUCUACCCGGUCCCAGAGGUAAUAAGGGGGACAAAGGUGAAGCAGGUCCAAAUGGUGAAAGAGGACCAAGAGGACGAGUUGGUCCGCCAGGUUUUCCAGGAGCAAAUGGAAAUCCAGGUAUACCUGGUGAAGAUGGUCCUCGUGGUAUGAUGGGGGACCCAGGCUGUAAUGGAACAAAGGGUGAGCGAGGUGUCCCAGGAAACCCAGGAAACCCAGGACCCAAAGGAAAUAAGGGCUUGCCUGGCAUUAUAGGAAUGAAAGGUAGCAAAGGUUCUUCAGCCACUGAUGUUGUUGGAACUAAGGGAGAUGAAGGACCUAAAGGAGAAACAGGAGAUGAUGGAGUGCGUGGCGAUCAGGGAGUACCAGGAGUUCAAGGACCACCAGGAAUAAAAGGAAACCAAGGACCAGCAGGGCCUAAUGGGACAAAGGGAGAAAAAGGAAAUCAGGGGAUUGCUAUUCAAGGACAAAAAGGAAAGAUGGGUGAAAAAGGCAUAAAGGGAGAGAAAGGAAAACCAAUGAAUAUCGGAGAACUUAAAGGAAACUUCACUGUAAUCACGAUAAAGGGGGGACAAGGAGAUAGAGGUGAACCGGGCCAAGCUGGAAGCAAGGGACAGAAAGGAGAAAAAGGACAAUCUAGCCCUGGGCCAGAGGGUAUCCAAGGACCUAAUGGACCAAAAGGAGAACCCGGUCAAAAGGGAAAUCAGGGGGAGACAGGCCAAAAAGGAGAUCCAGGAGAGAAUGGUCCAAUGGGACCCAAAGGUGAACAAGGAGAUGAUGGUCCACCAGGAGAUAGAGGAUUAGUAGGACUUCCAGGUUCUCCAGGAGAAGCGGGUCAGAAAGGAGACAAAGGAAGCCGAGGACCUGCGGGAGUAGGACCACCAGGUCCUGAUGGACCCAAGGGUGACAUAGGCCCUCCUGGUUUUCCAGGUAGGAGUGGGCCAAGAGGCAACAUUGGAAAUAUAGGUCCCACAGGCCCCCCAGGACCACCUGGACCACAAGGGCCACGGGGUGACGCUGGACCUCCAGGACCUCCAGGAAAAGUGGGAGAUCCUGGUGCUGCUGGAAUUAAGGGUUCAACUGGUGAGCCAGGACCUAAUGGCCUUCCAGGCCCAAAAGGGGAAAAAGGAGGCCGUGGAGUCACUGUCUUUGGACCACAAGGCAUGGAUGGAGCACCUGGACCAAGAGGAGAUAGGGGAGAAAAGGGAUCUCAAGGAUUUCCAGGCCCAGCAGGUGAUAGCAGUAAUGGUCCUCCAGGACCAAAAGGUGACCAAGGACCCCAAGGGUCUCCGGGGGAAGAUGGCCCAAAGGGGUCUCAAGGUCCCAAAGGUGAAGCUUGUCUUGGCUGUCCAGCCAGCCCCCAAGGUCCUCCAGGGGAAAAAGGUACUAUGGGCUCCCCAGGCCAACCUGGUGACUCAGGAAGAACUGGCAACCCUGGACCUCAAGGUGACCCAGGGAAUCCUGGACCACCAGGACGCAGUGGACGUGAUGGAGAGCCAGGUCAGCAGGGUGAUCGUGGUGAUCCUGGGGCUAUUGGACCCAAAGGCGAAAAGGGAGAGGUUAUCAGAGUGGUAGGGGGAAAAGGGGCAAAAGGAGAACCGGGCACUGAUGGUCCUCCUGGUGAUCAGGGUCCUCCAGGAGCAAAUGGGGAAUCAGGGCAACCAGGAGAACGAGGUCCCAGAGGAGAGCCUGGAAUUAAGGGUGAGAAAGGCUUAGACGGAAAGGAUGGAAAACAGGGCGAUACUGGUCUCAAGGGAGAGAAAGGGCUUAAAGGAGAACAAGGACAGACUGUAGUGGGUCCUAAGGGAAUAGAUGGUGUUAAAGGCGAAAAAGGCACUGCUGGAGAGAAAGGAAAUUUAGGUGCCAAGGGUGAAAAAGGUGAUUGUCUUAGCUUGGGACAAAUUAAGAACAUGACAAAAGGAGAGAAAGGUGAGAAAGGUUUCCCAGGCCCCGAAGGGCCAACAGGAGAUAACGGUCAGCCGGGUGCAGCAGGAGUUAGUGGUGAGAGUGGACCGCCAGGAGAACCAGGAAUGAAAGGAGAGAAAGGAGAUGGAAGUCCAGGGCCACAGGGACCUCCUGGUCCUCAAGGUGGAACCGGACCACCAGGUCCUAAAGGUGACACUGGAAUCCGAGGUGACAAAGGUUCCCCUGGCCCUGAAGGUCCUUCAGGUAGCGAUGGUGAUAAAGGCGAUAAGGGAGAUAUCGGGUCACCUGGUAACCCUGGGGUACCUGGUAAUCCAGGUAAAAAUGGAGCCCAAGGGGACCCCGGAGAAAAAGGCGAACGUGGCAGAGAUGGUCAGAGAGGUAAAUCUGGGGAAAAGGGUAGCAUCGGCCCAGCUGGCAAUCCAGGAGAUAUAGGGCAAACAGGACCUCGAGGAUUUCCAGGCGAUCCAGGAGCAAAGGGUGACGCUGUGGUCGGGCCACGUGGUCCUACUGGAAAGGAAGGGCCCAAAGGUCAGCCUGGACUAAAGGGUGAGCCGGGGCAACCAGGACGAGACGGAGACCCAGGUGACGACGGCCCCAGUGGAGACCGUGGAGAGAAAGGAACAGAAGGGGCUGCAGGUCCACAAGGUCCAGAGGGACCCCCAGGGCUGAAAGGAGAGGUUGGUGAGCCCGGAAAUAUUGGAGAGAAGGGAUUACCAGGAAUCCCAGGGGGCCGCGGUGAUAAGGGAGACAAGGGCAGUGUCGGAAAAUCAGGAGAACCAGGGCCCGAGGGUGUUGAAGGUGUCAAGGGUGAAGACGGCCCGCCGGGCAGACAGGGCUUCCCAGGAAGGAAGGGAGAACAGGGUAUGAAAGGGGAAGAAGGGCCACCUGGAAAGUCAAACGCAACAGUAAUACCUGGAGACAAAGGCGACAAGGGCGACCGCGGCCCUGCUGGGCCACCAGGAAGAAAUGGUGAUAAUGGUAUCGAUGGAGCAGCAGGAGAAAGGGGUAGCCCGGGUGAUCCGGGGCCUGAAGGUCCAGCUGGUGAACGUGGAACACCUGGUACACCCGGUACUCGAGGACUACCAGGUGACAGAGGACUGCCGGGGCCCCCAGGAGCUGAAGGGAAAGAAGGCCCUAAGGGCCAGACAGGAGCUGCAGGCCCACCUGGAGAGCAAGGACCACGAGGGUCCGCCGGAGACAAAGGCGCGCAAGGAAGUAAGGGUGAUGUUGGCCUGCCUGGAAUCGGUGUUAAAGGUGAGAUGGGAGACCGUGGUCCAGAGGGCGCUUCAGGAAAUCGUGGAGAAGAUGGAAAGAAAGGGCAACCAGGAGAGGAUGGACAACCAGGACCUCCAGGACCUCCUGGUCCCCCAGGAGAUCAAGGUGAUCGAGGGCCCAAGGGUGACCAGGGAACUACAGGAGAAACGACAGUCGUUCAGGGCCCCAAAGGAGAGAAAGGUCAACCAGGUCGAAAUGGUGUGGAUGGAACUGAUGGAACCAACGGUGAACAAGGACCUCCUGGGCAGCCUGGUGACCAAGGACCCCCGGGGCAGGAAGGUGCGCGAGGUGACCCUGGUCCGAUAGGUCCGGUUGGCCCCCCUGGUCCAGAUGGUUUGGAUGGAGGCGUAGGCGCUAAAGGAGAUAAGGGAGAAGAAGGAACAGCCGGGCAGCCUGGGGUUAAGGGUGAUGCAGGUAUUAAUGGGUCUGCAGGCCAACCAGGUGAAAAAGGAGCCCAGGGGCCACCAGGAGAGGCAGGAGCAGAUGGUCGGCCCGGGCUGAAAGGAGAACGAGGACCAUCAGAUUUCGGAUUUUAUGUGGUGCGGCAUAGUCAGACCGCACAGCUUCCUGAUUGCCCAAUCGAUACAGUAGCGCUGUGGGAAGGCUACAGUUUGCUCUACGUUCAGGGCAAUGAACGUGCCCACGGUCAAGAUCUUGGUCAGCCGGGUUCGUGUCUUCCUAAAUUCAGCACCAUGCCGUUCCUGUUUUGUAACCUGAACGAAAACUGUAACCUAGCCUCGAGAAAUGACUACACCUUCUGGCUGUCGACACCCGAACCUAUUCCCAUGAUGCCAGUGGUAGACAGUGAUAUCCGGCCGUUCAUUAGUCGCUGCCGUGUCUGUGAGGCGCCAGCUAUGGUCAUGGCCCUUCACAGCCAGAGCAUGGUCGAGCCAGAUUGUCCUGAGGGCUGGGAUAGGCUUUGGAUAGGCUAUAGCUUCUUAAUGCACACGAGCGCCGGAAACGAUGGAGCAGGCCAGCUUCUAUCAUCCCCAGGCUCUUGUCUGGAGGACUUCCGUACCAGUCCUUUCAUCGAAUGCCACGGCCGCGGGACAUGUCAUUACUAUGGUAGCACGUACAGUUUCUGGUUAACAACCGUCACGGACGAGGAGCAGUUCCGAACACCGAAAUCAAAAACGAUUAAAUCCGGAAACCAACGCGAACACGUCAGUCGCUGCACUGUCUGCAUGAAAAAAGUUUACAGUAAUAAUAAUGGCAACGGAAACGGAGGAGGAGUCGUGGAUCCCAUCGUGGACCCUGGUGACCUGCCAAAUUAACUCAGUUUGAACAAUAUUCAUAUAAUAAAGUCGAAUUUUUUUCUCUUCUUGUUUACGUUCAGCAACGUAACUUCGUUUUUCUGCGUUACUUUUGGAUUACGCUGCCGUUUAAAAUUCUUUGAAGGUAGGAAUGCGAUUCACCUCCAAGGUCAGUAGACCUGGUGUUGGCGUAUUUUUUUUUUUUUUUUUUUUUUUUUUUCAAGUCUACAACUUUAAUUUCACCAUUAUUAGAAUUAAUGUCGUCAAUGAGUUAUGCUGUUUUCUACGUUCUAUCAGGUUCGUGUUACUAUUCAAAAUCCGUUGACGAUCACUUUAAGGAUUAAAAGUAAACCACCUGCAUGUUUAACAGACGUGAUCUGCGUAGCUUAUUUUUCUUCACUCUAUGACGUUCAGGUCUGGAUUGUUGAUGAUUUUCGCUCUCAAAACAUAUAAUUUAUCCUUGGUGAAUCUCUUGAUUAAAUAUGUUUUGCUGGACACUUCAUUUUCAUCAAGGCCGUUCUCGCUCCUUUGGAUUUUUUUUGUUUUUGUUUUCAGAGAAUGACCAAGUUUUAAAGCAUGUCCUCUUGCGCUGUUUCAAAAAAUUGUUUUCCAUCCGAUAGCAUCAAACCUCUCAGACUUACUUGUAUUGAAAAUUUGCGUUUGCAAGGAGGUUUGCUUUUUAAUUGUUAUGCCCUAUGACUGAACUUAAAAGGAGCUUUUCCGCUCUGCUUUCUAAAACUGCUAGUUGACAGGUAGAAAGCAAAGUACUGGUCAGUAAGAAAAAGAAAAAAAAGAACGCUCCUAAAGAAGAGAGAAAAAAGCGCCCUCUCCGUAAUGAAAAUGGUGGUAUAAUCCGUUGGCUUCCAAUAAUUUUCUAGGUGGCUUUUAUUUCGGUAUGAUAGACUAUAGGCUGACUGGGAAUGACAUCAGAUUAAAAUAUGGAAAGUCAGCGACACAAGUGAAGUCGCGCGUGACGUUUUUCCUUGGUCCGCCUCGAUGGAUUAGUGGAGUCAUGCGUAACCGUUGAUCGCAGGUCCGCCUCGAUGGAUUUGUGGAGUCAUGCGUGACCAUUGUUCGCAGGUCCGCCUCGGUGGUCUGUCGUUUGUCAGAAAUUUCUGAAAACUUUGCACUGCCCUUGAAAAAUAGUGUUAAUGGCGAUUAAUUCAACUGAACACCGCCGGGAAAAAAAAAGUUAUCCAUCCGUCCAUGAAACAAAAAAUUUUCAAGAUGGACUCGAAUCAAGUUUGCGACGACCUUGAUUUGCGAAUUCGCGUCCUAAGAAAAAAAUUAAAUCGAUUGUAAAAUUAGAAAAAUUUGGACGAUAUUCCGCUCGACGGAAAAUUCUCAUGUAUGCGAUUAACAUAGUUAUGUUUAGUUUUCUAUUAUGCAAUUUUAUUAAUAUUUGUAUGCUUUCUGCAAGAGACCGUCUCACGAGAAUUAUUUGUCAGAGUUGUUCGUUUGGUAUAACUUUAUGGUAGAUGUCUAGCCACACUCUCUUCAUCUAGGAGCUAUGUAUAAAUAUAGAGCUUGUUUUGAAAUGUAAUGUCUUCCUAGUUAAUAUUGAUGACCAACCACAGAAAUUUGAUGAAUAGUGUUAGAUAGGUUUGUAGUGCGGUACACGAAGCAAACGGUUCUCUUAAGAAACGGUCUCUUGUGUUUUCUCUUUUAUAAAUACUCUUAUACUAUACUGGGUGGUUGGGUAUAAACUUUUUUCUCAAUUAAGACGAUAAGGGGAUUAGGAGUACAGAGUAUUAUUUUGUAAUUUCUGUUUUAGGAAAUGCUUUUUUUUGGCACAAGCAAUCGUAGGACGUCUGGUGUGUUUUAAUCCGACUUAAUGAUCACGGAAAAUCACUUUUUAGAGUUCUAUGAGUUCGCGCUGUAUUGACGCUUGCAAUCAGACAAUUUAAGGCCACUGUCAGCAUUUUAUCAGCCAAUGAUGAGCAAGAAGCGUCACAGUGAUAUAAAUCAUAGAAUAUUUAAAUUGCUUUUCGCAAGCUGACACGCCGUGGAGUUUCGUUGAUAUCUUGAUGGAAAUUUGAAAGUUUCUUCACCAUUUUGAUUGAGUAGAAGGGAAAUGUGUCUACACAGUGCUUGAUCAAACAACACGAUCAAAUUCAUUUAAGUAUAUAAUGACGUCGUAUGCGCGGCAAACAUUUCCAGUUAAAACAAAAUUUUGAUCCACUGAGUAAUAAUUUUUAAUGAUCUUUUGCCAAAUAAGUUUCCUAUUGUUGUUAUGUGCCAAAAUAUAGAAUGAAUUACACCAAAAUAUAAAAAAAAUUUUAAAAAGACUGAGGUGGUUCCAAAAUAGUGUCGCUUUUUUAAUUACAUUAUAAUAAAAGUCAAUCAUAGUAAAAGUGACCAUGUUUUUAUUAGCUUUUUUAGAUGAUAUGGAAUUGAUCUGUAGAGCGACUGUAACAAGACUAGAUUUUGUAAUUAAAGGUUUUUUAAUAGUUA
Molecule: messenger RNA, 7254 nt
Organism: Stylophora pistillata
Lineage: Eukaryota; Metazoa; Cnidaria; Anthozoa; Scleractinia; Pocilloporidae
Biological process (GO): extracellular matrix organization
Cellular component (GO): collagen trimer
Molecular function (GO): extracellular matrix structural constituent conferring tensile strength
Source: RefSeq, a predicted model, not a curated record